This is a messenger RNA of Gongylonema pulchrum, 843 nucleotides long. The record is from the annotation of a GenBank genome assembly. Lineage: Eukaryota; Metazoa; Nematoda; Chromadorea; Rhabditida; Gongylonematidae.
AUGACGGAGCUAUCGAUAAAAGAACUAAAGGCGCUUCUGGAUGAGAAUGAUCUGGACCUGAGCAUGCGUCAGCUUACAGUUAUCCCUGCAAAAGCUCUGAGUAAAAUACCGCGUGCGACACAUCUCGAUUUUUCGAACAAUUUGAUAUCGAUAAUUCCAACCGAGCUAUGCUAUCUCACGCACCUCACGAAGUUAGACCUCAGCAAUAAUCGCAUCAGCUGUUUACCGGAUGAAUUUGGCAAACUGGUUAACUUGGCGCAUCUUGAUCUUUACAGAAACGAAAUUGAGGAGCUUCCGCUAUCUUUUGGUGAGCUUUCUUCACUGAGAUGGCUUGAUCUGAAGAAUAAUCCUCUGGAAACGGAGUUAGCAAAAGCGGCCGGCGAUUGUUCCGAUGAGAAGGGUUGCAAGCAGGCGGCCAUCAAUGUUGUGAGACUUAUGCGUGCUCGUACCGCUCAACAUCAACGUCUCAGCGAAAAGCAGAAGGCCGACACAAUGCGUAUGUAUAUUUUUCAGAUUUCUUUAACCUCCUCUAUAAAAUGCUUUGAAGAAAACGAAGCAAUCGGCCAAGGAUUGGUGGCGCAGAAGGAGAAGCCAAAGAAAAAGAAGCAUAAAUUACGAGAUUCUGUUUCAGAACAGCAAGAACCAGCAUUGCUGCAAGUUGAACAGAACGGGCCCGAAAUGCUUCCUGCGAUGAAGCAUGACGAUUAUAAAGCAAGAACGGAUAAUGGAGCAGCCACCAGGAAACGCGGUUCUAGUUGCGGUUUGUUUUUACUUCAUAUUAAAUCUUCAUAUGUCCUUCGUCGUUGCUCAGUGCAUUUAUGCAAAUGUAAAAAAGCACGUUGA